AUGAUCAAGUCUACUAACGACGGUACUACUAUUUCAGGAACUACAGAAGAUGCUAUUAUCGCAGUACAAGAGAAUAUUAAUGUUGAAGAAGGCACUAUUCCAAAGUUGAGUCCAGAAGAAUUAGCGAUAUGUAAUAGUUUAAGUAAUGCAGAAAAAGUUAUUUUUUUGAAGGAUUAUUUCUUAUUACACCAACUGUCGCAAUAG
Messenger RNA from Acaulospora morrowiae, 204 nucleotides. Lineage: Eukaryota; Fungi; Glomeromycota; Glomeromycetes; Diversisporales; Acaulosporaceae. The record is from the annotation of a GenBank genome assembly.